AUGGGAGUGAGUGGUAUAACCAUGGAUCUCCGGGAAGAAAGCUCCAGAUUUGGUUCACUACCAAGCACUACUUUAAGGAACCUGUCGUCUUCAUCUUCAGCAUUCUUUUCUGCGAAUCAGUCACCCUUCUUCUCUCCAAGAUCACCAACGUGUCAAUUAUCUACAUGUUCCGACAAUCUAUGUAAUGGUGCUAAAACUAAUGUUGAUCUGCUGAAAUCCGGUUUGGGGAUUCCAGACCCCAAAUCUCUAUCAAAUGUCAGAUUCAGCUUGUCGGAUAUUUAUCCAGCUGCGGCAGCCUGUACUUCAAGUGACUUUCAGAAGUUUGAUCGUGUUUCUUCUUCAACUUGCGUUUCUAAUUGCAAUCAAUCUAGUUACGGUGUUGGCCACAGCAAUGAUUAUUUUAGGCAAAGAGGAAAACAGAAAAAGAUUGGGAGAAACCAUGAAACCUCAUUUACUCCGUCUUCAACUUCUUUUUCCUCCAACAGAGUGAGGAGUUGCGAUGUGUACAUAGGUUUUCAUGGUCACGAACCUUUAUUGCUAAGAUUUACUAAUUGGCUCCGAGCAGAGUUAGAAGUUCAAGGAUUGACCUGCUUUGUAACAGAUAGAACUCGAUGUCAGAAUUUUCGGAAGCAUGGCAUUGUUGAGAGGGCAAUGGAUGCUUGUACUUUUGGGGUUGUAGUCUUAACCAGGAAGUCCUUUCGGAAUCCAUAUACUAUUGAAGAGCUACGGUUCUUUUCAAGCAAGAAGAAUUUGGUUCCAGUAUACUUUGAUUUGGGACCAGAUGAUUGCCUUGUUAGGGACAUAGUUGAGAAAAGGGGGGAGCUAUGGGAAAAAUAUGGAGGAGAACUUUGGAUUCUUUAUGGAGGGUUGGAGAAGGAAUGGAGAGACGCUGUGAGUGCCCUAUCCCGUGCUGAUGAGUGGAAACUGGAGGCUCAUGAUGGUAAGUGGAGAGAAUGCAUACUGAGGACUGUUACCCUUUUGGCACUGAGGUUGGGAAGGAGAAGUGUAGUUGACAGAUUAACCAAAUGGAGGGAGAAGGUAGACAAAUCAGAGUUCCCUUUUCCUCAGAAUGAGAAUUUUGUUGGCAGGAAGAAAGAAAUGUCUGAGCUGGAGUUUAUGCUUUUUGGGGAUGUUAGUGGAGAUGCCGAAAGAGAUUAUUUUGAACUCAAGGCCAGACCUAGGAGAAAAAAUUUGACAAUUGGUUGGGGUAGAAGUAGUUCAAUAGAUGAAAAACGAAGGGAGCGACGCACUCAGAGUAGCAGGAUGAAGGGAAAAGAACCUGUUGUGUGGAAGGAGUCUGAAAAGGAGAUUGAGAUGCAAAGCACUGAACUUCCUCGGAUGCAUCACCGAGCACCAAAGUUAAAGAGUGGUGGAAAGCAUGGAACAAGGAAGAGAUCCAUGAAAAGUAUGUAUGGAAAGGGGAUUGCUUGCGUGUCAGGAGAUUCAGGAAUUGGCAAGACAGAGCUGCUUCUGGAAUUUGCAUACAGGUUCUAUCAGAGGUAUAAGAUGGUCUUAUGGAUAGGAGGCGAACAUAGAUACAUCCGCCAAAAUUAUUUGAACUUGUGGUCAUUCUUAGAAGUUGAUGUUGGUAUUGCGAGUUGCCAGGAGAAAAGCAGGAUAAAGAGCUUUGAAGAGCAGGAAGAGGCAGCCAUAGCUAGAGUCCGUAAGGAGCUUAUGCAGAACAUUCCUUUUUUGGUGGUGAUUGAUAAUUUAGAGAGCGAAAUGGACUGGUGGGAUCACAAGCUUGUAAUGGAUCUUCUUCCCCGUUUUGGGGGAGAAACCCAUGUUAUAAUAUCAACGCACCUCUCUCGUGUGAUGAAUUUGGAUCCUUUGAAGCUUUCUUACCUAUCAGGGGUCGAGGCAAUGUCUUUAAUGCAAGGAAGUGCCAAAGACUAUCCUAUUUCGGAAAUUGAUGCUCUCCAUGUUAUUGAGGACAAACUUGGAAGGCUAACUCUAGGCCUUGCCAUUGUAAGAGCAAUUCUAUCUGAGCUUCCCAUAAAUCCAAGUAGGCUAUUGGAUACCAUUAACCGAAUGCAAUUGAGGAACAUAACAUGGAGCGGUAGGGAAAGUCAUCCAUUGGGACAAAAUACCUUCCUUUUGCAACUCUUUGAGGUUUGUUUCUCAAUAUUUGAUCAUGCAGAUGGGCCAAGAAGUUUGGCGACUAGGAUGGUUCUGGCAAGUGGUUGGUUUGCACCAGCAGCCAUUCCGGUGUCUCUGUUAGCUCUGGCCGCUCAGAAGAUACCUGAAAAGCUCCAUCGUACUCGAUUAUGGAAAAGGAUUUGGUGUUCGUUGACUUGUGGCUUUACAUCGUCGUACACUAGGAAAUCAGAAGCAGAAGCAUCUUCGUUGUUGGUCAGAUUUAAUAUUGCUAGAAGUUGUACAAAAGAAGGUUAUCUUCACUUCAACCAGCUCAUUAGGCUUUAUGCCCAGAAGAGAAACGUGGCUGUGGUUGCACAAGCCAUGUUACAAGCUGUUAUUUGUCGCGGGUCUAUUUCAGAGCACUCUGAACAUAUUUGGGCAGCUUGUUUCUUGCUCUUCGGAUUUGGGAAUGACUCUAUAGUUUUUGAGCUGAAGGUUUCAGAUUUGCUAUUUCUUGUAAAAGAAGUAAUUUUACCCCUUGCUAUUCGAACAUUUAUUACAUUCUCACGUUGCAGUGUUGCUCUAGAACUGCUUCGCUUAUGCACGAAUGCGUUAGAAGCCGCAGAUCAGGCAUUUGUCACCCCUGUUGAAAAGUGGUUGAAUAAAUCACUUUGUUGGAAACCCAAACAGACAAAUGCCCAGUUGAAUCCUUGCCUUUGGCAGGAACUAGCCCUAUCGCGAGCCACUGUGCUAGAAAUCAGAGCUAAGCUAAUGCUAAGAGGGGGUCAGUUUGAUAUAGGGGAUGAUCUAAUUAGGAAGGCUGUUUUCAUUAGAACGUCGAUAUGUGGUGAGGAUCAUCCAGACACCAUAGCUGCUCGUGAAACUCUCAGCAGACUCACAAGGCUCCUUGCUAAUGUUCAAGUUCAUACAUCACCGUAG
Molecule: messenger RNA, 3018 nt
Organism: Ilex paraguariensis (yerba mate)
Lineage: Eukaryota; Viridiplantae; Streptophyta; Magnoliopsida; Aquifoliales; Aquifoliaceae
Source: the annotation of a GenBank genome assembly